This is a messenger RNA of Didymodactylos carnosus, 1308 nucleotides long. NCBI's taxonomy places the organism in Eukaryota, Metazoa, Rotifera, Eurotatoria, Philodinida, Philodinidae. The record is from the annotation of a GenBank genome assembly.
AUGGAUAAAAAUACACGCAUAGUGAUCGUUGGUGGAGGAUUAGCGGGAUUUGCAGUGGGAAUAGCAUUAUUGCAGAAGGGAUAUGUUAAUGUGACUGUACAUGAAAGGGAUAGCACAAUGGACUGCAGAAGGCAGGGCUAUGGGCUAACAAUACUGCAGGGUGUAUCUGCACUGAAAUGGCUGGGUGUUUUUGAUACAGUGAAAUAUUUAGAUACGCCAUCUAGGUCUCAUUUUAUUUUCCAUAGCAAUGGAUCUAUCAUUGGGUUCUUUGGAACACUGUUUUGGCCUACCCCUGAAUCGAAUCACGUGACUAACAAAAAAUACAAUCUCCACAUUGGAAGACAGCAGCUGCGGGCUAUUCUUAUGGACCAAUAUAUUAAGCUGCAUCCACUAUCAAAUGAGGGAAUUCAUUGGAAUAGUAGAUUGACGAAUAUAGUUGAUGGGCACUGUGCAGUAUUUCAGGAUGGACAUAAGGUGGAUGCUGGUUUAAUUAUUGGAUGUGACGGCAUAAACAGUGCAGUGCGUAAGUUCAAGUAUCCAAACGACAGCAGCAAAUUGGGGUACCUUGGUAUAAUGGUAGUAUUGGGAAUUACUGGGUGCGAACACAUGCUGGGUAAAGAGCGAGUGUUCCAGACUGUAGAUGGAUGCACUAGACUGUUUGUAAUGCCGUAUUCCAAAGACAGCCCUUCGGAAAGUGUGAUGUGGCAACUAUCAUUUCCAAUUGCGGAAGAAGAGGCAUUUAAGCUUAAUCAGAGCAUGUUGCUGCUAAAACAACACGUGCAAGAAAGAUGCUGCAAAUGGCACACUCCGAUUCCACAGAUGAUUGAUUCUACAUCCGUUAAUUUAUUGAUGGGAAUACCUGCGUAUGAUCGCGAUCCAACGCAGCCACCAGACGAACAUUCAUGCCAGUCAAUUGCCCUGUUAGGGGAUGCGGCACACCCCAUGUCUCCGUUCAAGGGACAGGGUGCAAACCAAGCAUUACUGGAUGCGGUUCUUCUGGCCGAAUCUCUCUCCAAACAGCCGAACCUAACUGAUUCAAUUUCUUAUUACGACCGUGCAAUGAUUAGUAGAGUCCAUCCUAAAGUGAUGCAAUCACGCGAGAGAGUGCAAACAUUGCAUCAGCCCAAUGUGCUCAGUACUACCAACUUUGAGUGUCGCGGUGUUGAUGAGAAGUUAUUGGAAAUUCUCAACUUAAAAGGAAUAAAUGCGCUUUAUUCAAAUGACAAAGUGACCAUAGAAGAGGCUAUAAAGACAGAAAUGCUGCUGCUGCAAAAGAACAAUACCACUACACCUGCAUUAGUUAACUAG